AUGUCAUAUAAUCCACACAACUUAAGAAAUUUUCCUUCAUUACACGAUCAUCAACAUCACCAAUAUUCAUCUCCUACCUUUCAACAUUUUACAAAUCAUGGUCAAUCUGUUUACGCGUCGAAUUAUCAUCAACAAAUGCCAAAAAUGGAAGAAUUAUCACCUUCAGAAUCAAUCAGUUCUAGUACACCAUCUCCACCAAAUCAUUCUCAUCAUUUCCUUAUGACAAAAAAGGGUAUAAAAACAACACCGAGUCCAUUAGCCACUACAUCAUCAACAAUUAAAACAAACUCAUCUUCUUCAUCCUCAUCUUCAACAACAAGUAUCGAUCAACAAUCAAUUGUACUAAAAUUAUCUGCAGAUCAAACAUUAACAUUAACAACUGAUCAAAUUGCUUGUGUUUGUGAAGCAAUUCAACAAAGUGGAAAAAUUGAUAAAUUAAUUAAAUUACUUCAGAUAUUACCGAAAAAUCAUGAUCAUUCAUCGAAUUAUAUCCAUAAUCAUGAUUCAGUAUUAAAAGCAAGAGCCAUUAUCUCGUAUCAUCAACAAAAAUUUCGUGAUUUAUAUAAUAUUUUAGAAACUCAUCAAUUUGAUAUAAUGCAUCAUACAGAAUUACAACAAUUAUGGUACAAAGCACACUAUUUAGAAGCACAAAAAAUAAGAGGCAGACCAUUGGGAGCUGUAGAUAAAUAUCGAAUACGUCGAAAAUAUCCAUUACCAAAAUCAAUAUGGGAUGGAGAAGAAACAAUUUAUUGUUUUAAAGAAAAAUCACGACAAGCACUAAAAGAAUGUUAUAGACAAAAUCGAUAUCCUACACCUGAUGAAAAACGAUUAUUAGCAAAAAAAACAAGUUUAACAUUGACACAAGUAUCAAAUUGGUUUAAAAAUAGACGACAACGAGAUAGAACACCAAGAACUCAAGAUUGUUUAGGCCAAGAUUUACCAACAUCAUUAUUAAAUCACGCUUAUUUUGGUGCACAUUCAACACAUGAUUACACAACGGCGGCUGCAGCUGUAGCAGCAGCCUACACAACCAAUCGUCUCGGAGUAAAAUCGGAAUUUUUUACAGCAAACGCUUUUCUUUAUCCGUCUUCAUCGUCUUCACAUUUUCAUCCACAUGACAACAAUAAUAACUACUAA
Messenger RNA from Didymodactylos carnosus, 1137 nucleotides. Lineage: Eukaryota; Metazoa; Rotifera; Eurotatoria; Philodinida; Philodinidae. The record is from the annotation of a GenBank genome assembly.